AUGCUUCUGGACGCGGGGCCGCAGUUCCCGGCCAUCGGGGUGGGCAGCUUCGCGCGCCACCACCAUCACUCGGCCGCGGCGGCGGCGGCGGCGGCUGCCGAGAUGCAGGACCGCGAGCUGAGCCUGGCUGCUGCUCAGAACGGCUUCGUGGACUCAGCCGCGGCGCACAUGGGCGCCUUCAAGCUCAACCCCGGGGCGCACGAACUGUCUCCUGGUCAGAGUUCGGCGUUCACGUCGCAAGGUCCGGGCGCAUACCCAGGCUCUGCUGCGGCUGCCGCUGCGGCCGCAGCACUAGGGCCCCACGCCGCACAUGUUGGCUCCUAUUCUGGGCCUCCCUUUAAUUCCACCCGGGACUUCCUGUUCCGCAGCCGCGGCUUCGGGGACUCGGCUCCGGGAGGCGGCCAGCACGGGCUCUUCGGACCGGGCGCAGGAGGCCUGCACCACGCGCACUCGGACGCGCAGGGCCACCUCCUCUUCCCGGGCCUCCCGGAGCAGCACGGGCCUCACGGCUCUCAGAACGUGCUCAACGGGCAAAUGCGCCUAGGGCUGCCGGGAGAAGUGUUCGGGCGCUCGGAGCAAUACCGCCAAGUGGCCAGCCCGCGGACCGACCCCUACUCGGCGGCGCAACUCCACAACCAGUACGGCCCCAUGAAUAUGAACAUGGGGAUGAACAUGGCAGCGGCCGCAGCCCACCACCACCACCAUCACCACCACCCUGGUGCCUUUUUCCGCUACAUGCGGCAGCAGUGCAUCAAGCAAGAGCUCAUCUGCAAGUGGAUUGAUCCCGAGCAGCUAAGCAAUCCGAAGAAAAGCUGCAACAAAACUUUCAGCACCAUGCACGAGCUGGUGACCCACGUCUCGGUGGAGCAUGUCGGCGGCCCAGAGCAGAGUAACCACGUCUGCUUCUGGGAGGAGUGUCCACGCGAGGGCAAGCCCUUCAAGGCCAAAUACAAACUGGUCAACCACAUCCGUGUGCACACCGGCGAGAAACCCUUUCCCUGUCCUUUCCCGGGCUGCGGCAAGGUCUUCGCACGCUCCGAGAACCUCAAGAUCCACAAAAGGACCCACACAGGGGAGAAACCUUUCCAGUGUGAGUUCGAGGGCUGUGACCGGCGCUUCGCCAACAGCAGCGACAGGAAGAAGCACAUGCAUGUCCACACCUCAGAUAAGCCCUAUCUCUGCAAGAUGUGCGACAAGUCCUACACGCACCCUAGUUCGUUGCGGAAGCACAUGAAGGUCCAUGAGUCCUCCCCUCAGGGCUCCGAGUCCUCCCCGGCUGCCAGCUCUGGCUACGAGUCGUCCACGCCCCCGGGCUUGGUGUCCCCCAGCGCAGAGCCGCAAAGCAGCUCCAACCUGUCCCCGGCAGCGGCAGCGGCGGCGGCAGCAGCUGCGGCGGCGGCAGCCGCGGUGUCUGCCGUGCACCGAGGCGCGAGCUCUGGCAGCAGCGGCUCUGGAGGCGGCUCGGCCACAGGCAGCGGCGGGGGCGGCGGGGCGGGCGGCGGGGGCGGCGGCAGCUCUGGAGGGGGCAGCGGGACAGCCGGAGGCCAUAGCGGCCUCUCCUCCAACUUCAAUGAAUGGUACGUGUGA
Messenger RNA from Arvicola amphibius (Eurasian water vole), 1587 nucleotides. It is a transcript of the gene Zic2, whose product is annotated as Zic family member 2. Gene Ontology annotation, biological process: regulation of transcription by RNA polymerase II; central nervous system development. The record is from RefSeq and is a predicted model, not a curated record. Gene Ontology annotation, cellular component: nucleus. Lineage: Eukaryota; Metazoa; Chordata; Mammalia; Rodentia; Cricetidae. Gene Ontology annotation, molecular function: DNA-binding transcription factor activity, RNA polymerase II-specific; RNA polymerase II cis-regulatory region sequence-specific DNA binding. The coding region runs from base 1 to 1587 and encodes 528 amino acids. The transcript has 3 exons.